CCAUCUAAUCUAAUUCACUAUAAAUACCGGUACCCUAUAAUUGUAUCACUCCAUCAUACACUACUCAACAUAUUAAGUGUCCUACAAUCUCCAAUAGCUUAAAUGGGGUCUACAGACUUAUCCGUUUUAACUCUAUUCUGCUUGGCUCUUGCGGGAAUCGUUGCAUCUCAUUCUGACAUUGAAGGAAAACUACUCUUUUUGGAAAAUGACCUAUAUCCUGGCAAGAAAAUGAGCGGCCUAGGAAAGCUUUCCAAUGUUCUACCUUUUCGAACAAUAGGAUGGUUACCGAUCGAAAAAUCAACUCAACAAUCAGGAAAUGUCGUUGAAAAAGAGAGUUAUAGUCUUGAUGAGAUUUGUGGAGGCCCAGCUGCUAUUGGAGAAGACAAAUUUUGUGCAACAUCCUCUGAAUCAAUGAAGGAUUUUGCCAUUUCAAAGCUUGGGACGAAAAUUAAGUCAUAUUCAGGCUAUUUCGCCAAAAAUCAGGACCAAUAUGUGGUGGAAGAAGUAAAGAAAAUUGCGGACAAAGGUGUGAUGUGUCAUAGAAUGAAUUUCGAGAAACUUGUAUUUUAUUGUCAUCAAGUCAAUGCAUCAACAACUUAUAUGGUUCCAUUGGUUGCUUCCGAUGGAACUAAAGUUAAUGCAUUGGCAGCUUGCCACCACGAUACAAGAGGUAUGAAUCCAAAUUUGCUUGACGAAGUUCUCAAAGUGAAGCCCGGAACCAUUCCUGUCUGUCAUUUUGUUGGUAACAAAGCUGUUGCUUGGCUACCUAUUCCUGUUGUGGGUGACUCUGAUGAUCGUCCUUGUGCUAUCUAGAUGCUAUUUGGUUAUAUAUGCACAUUACUUUAAGGUGAUGAAUAUGGAGAAAUGUGAUGUGCAAAUAUAUAGUGUGAUCAAUGUAUUUGAAAUAAUUAAAACUAGUUCUAAACUAGCUAUUAGAACUAUGGGUGUGUAUUUGUGCAUGUUUGUUAAUUUCCUAUGGUGAGUAAAAUGAUGUAUGUUUGAAUUUGAUAAUGCUAAAAAUAAAUGUCUUACAUUUCA
Messenger RNA from Trifolium pratense (red clover), 1038 nucleotides. Its product is annotated as embryonic abundant protein VF30.1-like. The transcript has 3 exons. Lineage: Eukaryota; Viridiplantae; Streptophyta; Magnoliopsida; Fabales; Fabaceae. The record is from RefSeq and is a predicted model, not a curated record. Bases 103 to 813 code for a protein of 236 amino acids.